AGAGGGGCCAAAAGGCCACUUCCUAACAACCGCCCUAGUCCAUAGAAAUGGUAGAGUCAAUACUGGACUUAAUUGACGCCCCUGCCCCUCGCCCUGUCCCUCUCUAACGGCAUAAAUCAGCGAGACAGAGACAGAGGGAGCCGUUUCUGUUGGUUCUGAGAUUUUUUGGAAUAGGUAAUCUUAGAGAAUGGAGAAGGAGUGGAAAGACGGUGUGGGAGCAAAUGAGGCAGAAAAUAGUUUCUCAUUGGAAAGCAAUGAGAUCGAGCAAAGCAAAGUGGGUAUCAUGAGAGCUCUCGUCGAAGCAGAAGACCCCUCUGCCAAGGAAGAGGAUGAUUUGAUGAUCCGCAGAUUUCUGCGGGCUCGUGAUCAGGAUAUUGAGAGGGCUUCUAACCUAUUCUUGAAGUACCUGAGCUGGAGGCGGACAUUUGUACCUAAUGGCUCCAUAUCGACGUCGGAGAUUACAAAUGAACUAGCCCAUAACAAGUUGUUUAUGCAAGGCAUGGACAAGAAGGGACGCCCAAUAGUGGUUUGCUUUGGUGGCAGGCAUAAGCAGAACAAUCUAGAGGAGUUCAAGCGUUUUGUAGUCUACAGUCUAGACAAAAUAUGUUCCAGAAUGCCAAGUGGACAGGAAAAGUUUGUGUGCAUUGGAGAUCUUAAAGGAUGGGGAUACUCUAGCAGUGACAUUCGAGGAUACCUAGCAGCUCUCUCGAUCUUGCAGGAUUGCUACCCAGAGAGGCUAGGCAAGUUAAUUAUGGUCCAUGUGCCUUACAUAUUCAUGACUGCAUGGAAGAUGGUUUACCCAUUCAUCGACAGCAACACUAAAAAGAAGAUCAUUUUCGUUGAGAACAAAAAACUGAGAUCCACUUUGUUGAGUGACAUUGAUGAGAGCCAGCUGCCAGAUGCCUAUGGAGGCCAACUACCAUUGGUCCCCAUCCAGGACACCUAAUUCAUAUUUCUUUCUGGGAAUCUGGAGUUUCCCUUUCUACUCUACUUGUAGUCUUAGUUGGAUUAUUGAAGCAAAUCUACAUUUUUUGCAAAAUUUCUAUUCGCUCUUCACACUAAUAAUAGUUGAGAUUACACAUGUAUACUAUUCGCUUACUCUCUGCGACUGUAAUAAAAAAGAAGGCUCUCGAUCUCUCUAUCGAAUCGAAAUUGCCUCUGAUUAAAUCCCUCAUUGAACCAAGGUGAAAUCAGAAUCUGAAAUGAUGCCUCAAAAUUGUCAUCUCAUGAACACGAGUUCUUGAAAUAAAAAGCUGUCGCCCGAUUUAGGAUUUGAUCAAACGUGGGUCAUGACAGGUCCUCCCAUCUUGGCAUGACGAUCUCAUUCAAAUGAAAUUACACUAAGGUAGUUAAUGGUCAUGCCGUGUACUCUCUAACAUGGAGUUUCAUUGAGCACGUCUUCAUUAUCUUUCAAACAUCUUCUAUGCACGUCGGUCAAGAACCACCAUCAUUUUGGGUUGCACCGUCCACAAAUGCACGGGAUUAUACUAGUACAACUACAACAAAUCAUCUAACACCAGAAAUCUGCACACGUUUCGGUUAUUCAAUAUACGAAAACAACCUAAAAAUUUUCGUCAGAAGUCCUCCUGUAUUAUUCAGAACGCCGGGACCUUGUCCCGAACUGGCAGCAGCUACAGUGUCAAACAUGUAAAGCAUAACUGAACAGGGAAAAAAUAAAAAAUAAACA
Corylus avellana is the source of this 1687-nucleotide messenger RNA. RefSeq names its product Sec14p-like phosphatidylinositol transfer family protein. The record is from RefSeq and is a predicted model, not a curated record. NCBI's taxonomy places the organism in Eukaryota, Viridiplantae, Streptophyta, Magnoliopsida, Fagales, Betulaceae.